AUGAAUUAAUUGUAUGACUUGAUGUCAAUUAUCAAAACUUCUGGAUAGAGAGGGUAAGAAUUAAUGAUAGAUUCAUUUGUAAUUGGGUACCUUUUAGGGAAGGGUAAUUUAAAAAAUAAAGAGGAAUUAUAAACAUUUGUUGAACAACUAAAAGAAAUAAAAAAUUAAAUAGAUUAAAGUCUAUAAUAUACUUCAAUUAGAGAUGACUUUCUUAUAAGUAAUUUAGGAAAUAUGUAAUUUUUAUUAAAGAAUGAGAAAAAUGAUGAUAAAAAACAAAAAUAAUUGAAAAAAAAUGCAGAAAAGGCAAAAGGAAAGAGUAAAAAAAUCAAUUUGGCUUAGACUACACCUAUUAACCCUUAAUUAGAUAUUAAAGAUGAAAAUGAAUUGAUUUAAAAUUAAGUAGAGGAAGUUGAAAAGUAAUAGAGCUAAGCAAAUUCUAAGAAAUCCUAAGGUUAACAACCUUAAAAGCCUUAAUAAGGUGUGUAAACAAGAUAAUAAUUAGCCCAAUCUAAAUCGGAUUAAUAGAAAAACGAAUAAUAGAAAAAUGAAAAACAGAAAAAUGAAUGA
This is a messenger RNA of Paramecium pentaurelia, 567 nucleotides long. Lineage: Eukaryota; Ciliophora; Oligohymenophorea; Peniculida; Parameciidae. The record is from the annotation of a GenBank genome assembly.